GUCCGCCGUCGGCUUGGUCCGCCGUCAUCUGCCACCCCACACGCGCGCCCGUCGGCUCCGUCACCUGCUCCCACAACUGCUCUGUCACCUGCGCCCGUCACCUGCUCCAUCGCCUGCGCCCAUCGGCUCACCUGCUCCCACACGGAGCGUCGAUCCAGGGCGCCAUCACCUGCUCCCGCUGGGACUUGUCCGCCGGCGACCGCACCUCCCGGCGACCGCACCUGCUCGCGAUGGACCCAACGAAUCAGAGGUCCUCAGGGGCAGGGCGGCGCCGCUCCGUUGCUGCUGCUAAGGGCCAUGGUCAGCAGCAUGUGCCGGCACCUACGUCACUCCGUUCGCCCUCUUCACCUGAUUCGCAACAAGUACAGUCUCCAAAUCCCCCAUGGAACUUUUAUCCACCAAAUGGUUUUGUGAAUCUCAUUAACCAACCAUACAUGCCAAUGCCGUCGCAGCCACUUGGAGAGAAUUUCCACUUUGUUGGUCUCACACAGAACUUCAACACUUCUCCGCCACCGCCACCGCCACCAAAUGCUAAAAGGACUCAAAAACCAUCCAGACUAGCUAAAGGAACAAUUCAGAUUGAUGGUGAUGGUGAUGCAACCACUGAGGAAUCUAAGGCAGUCAAGAAAAGGUAUUGGACACAUGACGAGGAAGUGAGGCUGGCUAGUGCUUGGUUGAACUGUUCUAAUGAUCCAAUACAUGGCAAUGACAAGAAAGGAGAAACUUUUUGGAAGGAAAUUGCAGAAUACUUUAACAAGCAUGCUCCAGCAGAUCGUCAAAGGGACGUCAAUCAAUUAAAGAUACACUGGACAAGGUUGAAGACAGUGAUCAACAAUUUCAAUGGGUGUUGGAGCGCAGUAUCAAAAAUGCAUACAAGUGGGUACUCUGAUGAUCAGUUAAUGGAUGAGGCACAAAAGAUGUAUGCAAAUGGUAAUAACGGCAAACCGUUCACGCUGGUUCAUUGGUGGAAAACUCUCAGAAAUGAACCUAAAUUUUGUGCACAAAUCUCACAGAUGGAUAAGGAAAAAGGUCAGAGCCAUACCAUUGACAUCACUGAAGAUAGAGAUCUGCUUCCCUCACAACGUCCUAUAGGAAGAGAUGCAGCCAAGGCUCAAAGGAAUGGAAAGCGCAAGGCAGAAGAGGUUUUGGAUGGUAUUGCUCGCCUUGGGGACAGCAUAAACAAAAUUGUUGAAGUGCAACAAGACCGGAAGCAAGAGCGUGAAAAAGUGGCUGAAACUCAACUAGAAAUCUCAAGGUUACAACUCAAAGCUGCACAGGAACAGAAGGAGGCAAAAUUGCUUGAAGUAUAUAGCUCACUACUGCAGCAAGACACUAGUCAAUUAUCUGAUCAAGGAAAGAUAAACCGAGAGAGGACAUUGCAGAAGAUGGAGCUGAAAUUAUUCGGUGAUAAUGCUGAAGACUAAGGCUCCCAUUGGCUGCGAACUGAAAGGAAAAUGCAGUGUGAACUGAAAUGUUUUCGUGUAUGCCUUGUUUUUUUGUGAACUGAAAUGUUUGUGUGAACUGAAAUGUCUGUGUGUACUGAAAUGUCUGUGUGAACUGAAAUGUUUUUUUAGAUGAAAAGUCAAGUGCGAACUGAAUUAUUUCUGUGAAAUGAAAGGUCUACUGUGAACUGAAUUAUGUCUGUGUGAACUGAAUUAUUACUGUGAACUG
Zea mays is the source of this 1671-nucleotide messenger RNA. RefSeq lists its product as uncharacterized. NCBI's taxonomy places the organism in Eukaryota, Viridiplantae, Streptophyta, Magnoliopsida, Poales, Poaceae. The record is from RefSeq and is marked predicted.